Vanessa tameamea is the source of this 1640-nucleotide messenger RNA. Its product is annotated as nonsense-mediated mRNA decay factor SMG9-like. The record is from RefSeq and is a predicted model, not a curated record. The coding region runs from base 134 to 1567 and encodes 477 amino acids. Gene Ontology annotation, biological process: nuclear-transcribed mRNA catabolic process, nonsense-mediated decay. Lineage: Eukaryota; Metazoa; Arthropoda; Insecta; Lepidoptera; Nymphalidae. The transcript has 8 exons.
UAUUAUUGUAAGGUGUUGUUUAUGUUUACAGUCCAACAAUCGGUGUAAACAUCAAUAAAUAUGAAUUUAUUUUAAUAUUCUUAAUAUAUGUAGUUCAUAAUUGUCUAUUUAGUUUAGCAGAUAUCCGUUUAGAAUGGCUGACAAAAAAAAGAAAAUUAUAACGACUAAGGAGUCUAUAACUACUCCGAGAAGGCCAGUAAUUUUAAAAUCUGAUCGAGAUGUUCCAAAAGAUCAAUCCAAAGAGAAAAACGAAAAAGACAAGCCACCCACUAUUAUCUUAAAAACUCGUGAACAGAGUACUCCAAAAGAAGAAAGGCCUCUGAGCCCAAAGUCACAAGCAGACAUUGAGAGCCCACAUCCAUCGAAAAUAACUCAAAAUGAGAAGGAAAAGAAAGAUCAAAAAUCCAAUGCUGUUUUCAAAUUGAUGGCAGAACCUGUGAAAUUACUAGAUGAGAAUUUAGAAUUUAACAGUGCAGCUCUUGAGUUUCUCAAUGAUUCUAAUUCCAAUUAUUUGGUGGUCGGAAUAUUAGGAACUCAGGGUGUUGGCAAAUCUAUGAUUUUAAAUCUCAUUGCCCAAAAUGAAGUAGGCAGUGACCUAUGUACACAAAUACUUCAAUCUCAUGAAGUUUCUAUAGAGCCUUCACUUGAAUCAAGUGAAAUACCAGUAGAAAACCAAUUAGAAAGUCUCAGCUUCUCAGAAACACCCGAAGAGAAACCACAAGAUGUUCGUAAUAUAUUUAAAUUCAAAAUGCAAGAUAUAGAAUAUAUAGAACGAGGAGUUAACUGCACAAAAGGUGUCGACAUGUAUAUUACUAAUGAUCGGAUAAUUCUACUGGAUUGUCAACCUCUGUGGUCGCCUUCAUUGAUAGAAGAAACAAGUACAAAUCCUGUGACUGCAAGGAGUGCUAACAUUAUGACAGUUGAUUGUCUCCAAAUUGCUUCAUAUCUUAUGUCGAUAUGUCAUGUUUUAAUUACUGUGCAAGAUUGGUUCACUGAUUAUAAUUUUAUACGUUACAUCCAAACAGCAGAAAUGUUGAAACCUACCCUAUCAGCGUCUAACGCAAUGAACACCAAUCAAGAAAGUUCCGAGUCAACAAGUAGUGGGGAAAGUCAUCCACAUUUACUCAUUCUACAUAACAGAUGUCAACUAGAAGAUUAUACCCCGAACGCCGUCGAAACAAUGCAGGAUCUUUAUAGGAAAGCAUACCAGAGGUCUAAUCUUCAGCUUAAUUCCGGAAUGUACAUGUACAGUGAUACAAAUAAGAAUGGUCUGAAUAUAGACAGUGUGUGCAAGUCCUAUAAUGUUCGGACUUGUGGUACACCAAUAAAUCUGUUUUUAUUACCCGAGAUAUAUGAUGAUUUUGAAAACCGUGACAUAUACCGCGGUCAUCCCCCCUUUGAAGAAUUAGCGAAGCGUCUUCGAUGGAUGAUACUUGGCGUAAACAGGCAUCAAAUAACGAAUGUACCAAACUUAUCGGAAAAGGGAUGGUUCCAAUACUGCAAUAAAGCAUGGGAAACGAUACGAAAGUGCACAUUUUUCAUGGAAUAUGAACGGUUUCUGCCGUAAUCAGAUGAUUGUUAUAACAUUCUAACUUCUGUAUAGCUUAAGUAUUUAAUUAAUUAAAGCACUUUGUAAUCGA